Messenger RNA from Trametes versicolor FP-101664 SS1, 1587 nucleotides. RefSeq lists its product as uncharacterized. NCBI's taxonomy places the organism in Eukaryota, Fungi, Basidiomycota, Agaricomycetes, Polyporales, Polyporaceae. The record is from RefSeq and is a predicted model, not a curated record. Bases 1 to 1587 code for a protein of 528 amino acids. The transcript is spliced from 6 exons.
AUGUCCACGCGGAAACACAAACGACGGCGCCUCGACACCGAUGCCCAGCAUCUCUUUGACGAUGAAGUAUCUCCACAAAAGCCUACUGCAGACGCGGAAGAGCUGGCGGAGCUAGAGCUGGCAAGGCUUGCGCAGGAACCCCACCCCGAAGUCGAGGAAGAUGCCGAGGCGUCUGCGAAGGAGCGAGAAGUCUGGGAUGCAUUCAGAGAGGAACACUAUGAAUUGCUCGAACAGCUCCCGCUGUCCCUGCAUCGCGCAUUCACGCUCAUUCACGAGCUGGACCAGCAGGCGCAAGACAACAUAACGCAUCUCGCGCCUGCGGUGCUCAAGUAUGUCUCCCUGCGCAAAGCGCUCGCUGCCCCGGCCGAGCCGAAGCCAGACGCGCCCCAGGACUCCCCGGAAGCUAGCGACACGACUAACGGGAAGGUGGACGGAGCAAGCAACGUUUCCCUGACGAACGGGAAGCCCACGAACGGCUUCGCAUCCUCUUCAGUCGCGGCUUCCACUCCCGGGCCGUCGAGCAAACGGCCUACUCCACCAUCGACCUCGAGGUCUCUGGCGUCAGUCGUAGAGAACUCAACCUCGACGCGCGAGCUGCUCAUUCACAUCGCCCAGUCCUCCGAAGAAGUCACGAGGGCGUGUGCGGAGAAGGUGUACCUCGCCCAGCACGCAUACGACCUCGUUGACAGAUAUAUCCGCGACCUUGACCGUGCCGUCAAGGAGCAGGAAGCCUCCGUAACCCUCGGUAUGCGUGCAGGAACUCAUCCGGCCUCCAUCAUCCUCCCGGAGGUAGUGGCUCCUGUCAGCAGUCGCGGACGGGUCGUUGCGACCCCACCACCUGUUUCAAUGGUAGCACCUAUACCUAUCCUUGUCUCUUCUCCUGCCCCAGCGCCAGCGCCCACACCUGCUCCUAUUGAGCUCCCAGAGGAACCAGAGGAGCCCGAAGAACCCGAGGAUUCCGAGGAGCCCACAGUCGAACCCGUCGAAAUCGAGGUGGACGUCGUUACGGAUGAACCCAUGGAAGAAGAGCCGCCACCACCUGAGCCACCCAAACAACCUGAAUUACCUGAACUACCUGAGAUACCCGAACCACCUGAACCACCUGAACUACCUGAACCACCGGCCCCCGAACCAUCCAUGGAAGCCGAAGCCGCGACCACCGAGCCAGCUCCACCUCCCUCGAAAGAGAAGAAAAAGGGCAAGAAGCGGAGGAAGGGUGCCGGACGACGGCAGACAGAGCAGGCGGAGGGAGAAGCAGCGGUCGCUCCCGCUCCUGAUACGACAGAAGACGUGGACGUGGUCGCACUCGAGCCGGAGGCACAGCCGACGCUCACCCUGCGGAUCCCCGCCCAGAUCCUCCCGCACGCCGUGAUCGACGACCUGCCGCCCGACCCGAACGAGCCCCGCUACUGCUUCUGCAACCAGGUCUCCUUCGGCGAUAUGAUCGCAUGCGACAAUCCCACUUGUACGCGUGAAUGGUUCCACAUCGGCUGUGUCGGCCUCACGAAGAUACCCAAGGGCAACUGGUACUGCCGGGAGUGCGCGGCGCUUCGAAAGCGGCCGAAGUCGCGGAAGCGGGCGCGUUGA